This is a messenger RNA of Aphanomyces invadans, 1680 nucleotides long. RefSeq lists its product as hypothetical. Gene Ontology annotation, molecular function: phosphatidate cytidylyltransferase activity. Lineage: Eukaryota; Oomycota; Saprolegniomycetes; Saprolegniales; Verrucalvaceae. Bases 49 to 1572 code for a protein of 507 amino acids. Gene Ontology annotation, biological process: CDP-diacylglycerol biosynthetic process. The record is from RefSeq and is a predicted model, not a curated record. The transcript has a single exon. Gene Ontology annotation, cellular component: plasma membrane.
CGGUAAAGUUGUGGAGAGUCAACAGCACAUAUUGAAUCCAUUCUUGACAUGCGGGAAUCGGCGCCUACCGCCGCGGCCGCUUCAGGAUGGACCUCCUAUGAAGACGUCCAGCAAGGCCAGAUGACGACCGACGUCGAAGACGACCAGACCGGGCUGCAAGCGGCUCGCCAACUGUUCAAAGGUGAGGUCGUUGAACCGCAGACCACCCACCAUGUGAGUGCGAAUCCGAUCAUCUCGACGUUCCAGACCAACAACAUGGUGCAACGUAUUGUGUCGGGGCUGGUCCUCGGUGCCGCCGUCACCGUGUACUUGGCGCUUGGGCCCGCAGCCGCGCCGAUCUAUCUCUGUUCGUUUGUCGUGUCUGUGUGCAACUAUGAGUAUGCGUGGCUCUCGCAUCGCAUCGCCUACCGAUUCACCGUAACGUAUGCCCACCAGUCCCAAGACGACGACGCCGCCAUGGAGAUUGUGCCGCUCGAUGUGACGUCCGUUGCGGUGUCCAGCCUUCCGUUUGGGUCCCGUCACCCCAAGCUCGUCGCGGGCGCCGUCGCGGUCAUCGCGACUGGCAUCGUGACAAUCGGGUUCGUCUUGCUCCAGAUCCAUCUCUUCCACUACGAGACCGUCGCCUACGCGAGCAUUUACCAGACACCCCUCGUGUACACGUGGAUGGAUUUCAUCCUGCUGGUUGCGAUUUCGACGUGGGUCACCAUCUACUGCGCGAUGCUGACGCCGACGCUGUCGUCGGCCCUCAACUCGGUCCUGCAGCAAUUCGUUUACUCGCUGCAGCUCAUUACGUUCUUCACGUGCUAUCGGUACGACACCAAGUGUUACUCGGUCGGGUUCACUGGUGUGGCUCGCAUGAACGUUGUCGUGCUCGUCCUCAUCAACCGUGUGCCGUGGUGGCGCCGCUUGUCCAAGACCCAAACCAUCACAGCAGUACUGCAUGUGAUUCUGGACGUUGUUGGCUUUGCGUACAUUGCGAUGCUCAUGAAUCCGGUGUCGUCGAUCAUUAUGCAAAUCGACGAAGGCGCGCGCAUUGCGCUAGGGUUCCUCGCCGUCGUCUGGGGCGUCGACACUGGCGCGUACUUUUGCGGCCACUUGCUCAGCUACGUCGGAUACAAGCGCUCGCACUACCUCGCACCACACAUCAGUCCGAACAAGGACAUCGAAGGAAGUAUCGGCGGCAUCCUUGUCGGAAUCGCCGCAACGCUUCUCGUGGACGGGUGCUGGAGCGACAUGACUGGCGUUGCUGUGGACGAUGAACUACUUGCCCUUCAACGUCGUGCACGGGUGUGGCGUAUUGUGUUUGCAGUCGUCGGUGGCGCGAUUUCUCGGUAUGGCGACUUGUUUGCGAGUCUGUUGAAGCGCCUCGCUGGAGUCAAGGACACGGGUACCCUCAUUCCUGGACACGGUGGACUACUCGACCGAGUCGACGCAAUGCUCUUCUUGGGCGCCGUGUUCGUCCUUUACCAUCGCACUGGGUUUCCCGUUGGUUACGACCAAAUCAUCUCGCAAACAUACCAAUAUCUGCUCAACCAGCGCUUCAACAUCGUGUCAGCGCAAGAACGGCCAUAAGCAAGAGCAUCCUAAUCCUAUAUAUGUAUCUUACCACAUCGUAUCAUCUCUUGGGUUCAUCGUGCCGCUGCCCUCUUAGAGGCGCCGCCGCGUUCCUGUCGCAGAAAC